Messenger RNA from Anguilla anguilla (European eel), 839 nucleotides. RefSeq names its product family with sequence similarity 219 member B (gene fam219b). The transcript has 6 exons. The record is from RefSeq and is a predicted model, not a curated record. NCBI's taxonomy places the organism in Eukaryota, Metazoa, Chordata, Actinopteri, Anguilliformes, Anguillidae. Bases 231 to 773 code for a protein of 180 amino acids.
GAGUAAUUCCGGUAACUAGGACCCUGGGGUCACCCCUGCAACAAACGGAACUAGGAAGCAUCCAAACUGAAGAUAACGAGUGUAGCGGUUCAAUGCAGUUCUGGUCAAAUUAGUUCUGAAACUUGCUGAUGUUCACUGAUGCGCUCAGACAGUAUUUAGCUUCACAUGCCAAGGAAUACGGUAUGCCGAUACGACGAUUGCUCUUUUGAAACACCAAAACGAACGAGAAGAUGGAGGAACAGGAAAGGGAUACUUUCCUCACUGCACCCGAGUCCAAAGCGGUGUCGAAUCCAGCCGUCAGCACUGGUACACGACCCAAAGUGGCAGAUGGGGGGCUGCGGCCUGUGGAGAAGAGAGGCCCCUACAUCAUGUCCAAAGCUCCCGCCAUUCAUCAAAAACUGCAGAAGCACAGGGAGAUGGCCCGGAAGGUUCUGAAGAAGAAGGGGCUGAUGUCCGGCGUGCCGGUGAUGCAGCAGCCCAGACACGGCUCUAAGAGAAGUGUGAAGUUUAAUAAGGGCUACGCGGCUCUGAGUCAGAACUCUGAGGAUACCCUGGUGUCGCUGGACUCUGACAGUGAUGUUGAGCUGGAGUCUCAGUAUUCCUCUGGCUAUUCCUCAGCUGAGGUGCACCCCGACCUCAGCCGGCAGCUCCUGAAAGACGGCUACCGCCUGGACGAGAUCCCCGACGACGAGGACCUGGACCUGAUCCCCCCGAAAGCCAUGGGCUCCUCCCCGUGCUGCUGCGCCGACGUCCCCGCCUGCUGCGUGCAGUGAGCCCCGCCCUCCCACCACCCUAACUCCCCGCCUUCCCGUCCCGCGCCCCGCACUCCUUCCCUCCCA